This is a messenger RNA of Aedes aegypti (yellow fever mosquito), 4766 nucleotides long. RefSeq names its product multidrug resistance-associated protein 1. The transcript has 6 exons. Gene Ontology annotation, cellular component: membrane. Gene Ontology annotation, biological process: transmembrane transport. NCBI's taxonomy places the organism in Eukaryota, Metazoa, Arthropoda, Insecta, Diptera, Culicidae. The record is from RefSeq and is a predicted model, not a curated record. Gene Ontology annotation, molecular function: ATP hydrolysis activity; ABC-type transporter activity; ATP binding. Bases 138 to 4706 code for a protein of 1522 amino acids.
GAUGGCUUUGCAGAGCUUUAGUAUCGUGCAGGUGGAUCGUAGCGGAGUUGUGCCUAAAGGUAGUGUCUCGGGAAUUCGAAGCAGAUCGUGAGGAAUAAGAAGAAAGGAAGAUCUCAGUGGAAUCCGGAUUUCGUUAGAUGUCCUUUGAAGAGUUCUGUGGCGGUCCCUUUUGGGACGGCCAGAAGGAAUGGCGGCAGGACAAUCCGGAUUUGACCUUUUGCUUCCAACGAGUUGCCCUGCAGUGGGUUCCCUGUUUCUUCCUGUUUGUCUUUUCCCUGUACGAAGUCUACAAGUAUGGCACUAGCCGCUACCGAGAUAUACCAUGGAAUUGGUUCAACCUGUCAAAGAUGCUGGUCAAUUUUACGUUGAUGUGCAUGAGCUGGAUCGAUCUGGGCAUGGUUGUGACCUACAAGGACGAGCAUGGCCUGUUCGACGUCCAGAUCGUGACGGCGAUAUUUAACGCCAUAUCUUAUAUUGUCCUUAUGGUACUGAUAUUCUUUCAACGGAGAUAUGGCAUCAGAAGCUCGGGGACGAUCUUCAUCUUCUGGUUCAUGCGAAUGUUCUUCGGUAUCAUUCAGCUUCGAACAGAAAUUCAAAACAAGGGAAUUCGUGGCGAAGUAACGGGCGAUGGCGUUAACUUUUGGGAGUUCCAAUACAUCAGCUACUGCAUUCAGUACGCUUUCAUCUGUCUAAUGUUGGUGGUUGAGUUCUUCCCGGAUCAGGAACCAUCGUACAGCGAUUACCCGGAAUCCAAGAAACCAAGUCCGGAACUGCGAUCCAGCUACUUUGUGCGGUUGUUCUUCCUGUACUUCGACUCGUUCACGUGGCGUGGAUUCCGCAAUCCGCUUACCAUGGACGACAUGUACGACAUCAACCCGCAAGAUGCGUCCGCAGAGCUGGUGCCACCGUUCGACAAAUACUGGUACGAAAGCGUGGAGAAGGGUCGACACAAACAGAUGGCCGCCGACAAGAAAGCUGGAAAGACGAACAUCAAUUACAAACCACACUCGCAAACCAACGGAUCCGUGUUACCAGCGAUUGUCAAAGCGUACGGAGCUCCAUUCUGGUUUGCAGGUCUGUUCCAGUUGGCGAUCUCCGGACUGCAGUUUGCCAAUCCGUAUCUUAUGCAGGAACUCAUGAAGUGGAUCGCUUUCCAUGGCCCCAAUUGGCAAGGAAUUAUAUUGACCUUCGGCUUGUUCGCAACAUCUCUGCUCAUAGCGUUGUUCAACGGUCAGUACUUCUACAACACCUUCCUGACCGGGUUCCGCAUCCGUACUGGGCUCAUUAGCGGUAUCUAUCGUAAGGCGCUUCGGAUAUCAAGCUCCGCGAAAAAAGACACCACCGUAGGAGAGAUCGUCAACCUCAUGGCAGUGGAUGCCCAGCGGUUCUUCGAAUUGACUUCCUACUUGCACGUCCUCUGGUCCGGUCCGGUGAUCAUCGCGCUGUGUAUCUACCUGCUGUACGACAUCUUGGGAGUGGCCGUGUUUGCCGGGCUUGCCGUAAUGAUCAUAAUGACUCCGGUUACUGGAGUGAUGGCCACGCAGUUGCGCGACCUGCAAGUCGAACAGAUGAAGAUCAAGGACGAUCGCGUCAAGAAGAUGAACGAGAUUCUUGGCGGAAUCAAGGUCCUCAAGCUAUACGCUUGGGAGAAAAGUUUCCAAGAUUCUAUCCUGAAGGUCCGAAGCAAGGAAAUCGGCAUCCUCAAGAAGAUGGCGUACUACGGAGCGGGAGUGUACUUCACGUUCACCAUUGCUCCAUUCCUGGUUACGUUGGUUUCGUUUGCUGUGUACGUAUUGAUUGACGAGAACAAUCACCUCGAUGCACAAACGGCCUUCGUUUCUUUGGCCUUGUUCAACAUUCUGCGCAUGCCAUUGGGUUGGCUUCCGAUGAUGGUGACCUUCGCUAUGCAGGCUUGGGUGUCGAUCAAGCGUAUCGACAAGUUCAUGAACAGCGCCGAACUUGACCCGAAUAACGUUACGCAUCACAAGAGUGAUAAGGCGCUGUACAUUAAGGAUGGAUCCUUCUCUUGGGGUGAUGAAACGCUCAUACUGAAGAACAUCCAUUUGGCGCUGAAGAAAGGUCAGCUGUCGGCAGUGGUUGGCGGUGUUGGAACAGGAAAGAGUUCGCUUAUCUCUGCCUUGCUUGGAGAAAUGGAGAAGAUCAGGGGUUCGGUUAAUACGGACGGCACGAUCGCCUACGUUCCUCAGCAAGCCUGGAUCCAGAAUGCUACGCUUCGGGACAAUAUUCUGUUCGGGAAGUCGUUCGACCAAAAGAAAUACGAUCGCGUGAUUGAAUGCUGUGCUCUGAAGCCUGAUCUGGAGAUGCUCCCGGGAGGAGAUUCAACCGAAAUCGGCGAGAAGGGUAUUAACUUGUCCGGUGGACAGAAGCAACGUGUUUCCUUAGCCCGCGCUGUCUACGCCGACGCCGAUAUCUAUCUGUUUGAUGAUCCACUGAGUGCGGUCGAUGCUCAUGUUGGUAAGCAUAUAUUUGAACAGGUCAUUGGUCCACAAGGAAUUCUUGUCGGAAGAUCACGGCUGUUGGUUACGCAUGGUAUCUCAUUCCUACCCCAUGUGGAGGAGAUCUUCGUCAUGAAAGAUGGUGAAGUAUCGGAAAGUGGUUCUUAUCAGCAAUUGUUGGAUCAGAAGGGCGCGUUUGCUGAAUUCCUUUCUCAACACAUCCAAGACUUGGAUGAAGAAGAUGAAGAAAUCCAAAUCCUCCAGGAAGCCCUGACGGACGAAACUUCGAAGGGUAUCGUAAAACGUUUAGUCUCCAUCCGUUCGAACCAAUCCGACGAAGGUGUACCCCGGAAACGCACCAGUCGCCAGGAGUCCCGUUCCAGCAUCAAAAAGGAUCAACCGCCUCAAUUGGCUCCCAAAGCAACGCUGAUCGAGAAGGAAGAAUCUGCCACCGGUGCCGUAACGUUAGCCGUCUACAUAAAGUACGUCAAGGCGAUUGGUCUAUCCCUAGGUCUGUGGUCGAUCAUCUUCAGCUUCAUCACCCAAGGUAGUGGAAUAUACUCCAGCAUUUGGUUGACGGAUUGGUCCGAGGAUCCUGAAGCUAUCACUGAUACGUCCGUCCGGGAUAUGUACCUCGGUGUGUACGGAGCCUUGGGAGGAAUUCAAUCGAUCGCUCUGUUCAUCAGCUCUGUUGCGUUGGGCUUGGGUUGCUUGAAGGCCGCCAAGGAAUUGCACGAUAAACUUCUCGAAAGCUCUAUGAGGAUGCCCAUGUCUUUCUUUGACACCACUCCUCUGGGUCGCAUCAUCAAUCGCUUCUCCAAAGACGUAGAUGUCAUGGACAACGUCCUUCCGGCAACCAUCCGAGCGUGGCUGUACUUCCUGUUCAGCGUCAUCGGAGUGUUCGUGGUUAUCGGAAUUUCCACACCAAUUUUCUUGGCAGUCGUACCUCCGUUGAUCGUGAUCUACUACUUCAUCCAGAAGAUCUACAUUGAAACUUCCAGACAGCUGAAACGAUUGGAGUCAGUCACGCGGAGUCCGAUCUACUCUCACUUCGGCGAAAGUAUCAGCGGUCAAUCGACGAUUCGUGCCUACAACGAGCAGUCUCGGUUCACGCGCGAUUCUGAGGACAAGGUCGACUACAACCAGAAGGUAUCCUACCCGACUAUCAUCGCCAAUCGCUGGCUGGGAAUUCGGCUGGAGAUCGUUGGCAGUUUGGUGAUUUUGUUCGCGGCCCUGUUCGCUGUUCUGGCGAGGGACACAAUUGGGCCAGCUACCGUUGGUUUAUCCAUCUCCUACGCUCUGCAGAUCUCUGCCACGUUGAGUUUCAUGGUGAGAAUGACGGCUGAAGUGGAAACGAAUAUUGUUGCUGUGGAACGAUUGGAGGAAUACACUGAGUUGCCCAGGGAAGACUCCUGGCAGAAGGGUUCAGUUGACAAGAGCUGGCCGUCGGAAGGUAAAGUGGAGUUCAAGGACUUCAAGUUGCGCUACAGGGAAGGGUUGGAUCUGGUGGUCAAGGGAAUUUCUGUGAACGUCAAAGGAGGCGAGAAGAUUGGUAUUGUUGGAAGAACAGGUGCCGGUAAAUCCAGUUUGACCUUGGGUCUGUUCAGAAUUGUGGAAGCAGCUGGAGGCAAAAUCGUCAUCGACGGGGUCGACAUUUCACAGAUUGGUCUCCACCAGCUGCGAGGUCGUCUGACGAUCAUUCCGCAGGAUCCGGUCCUGUUCUCCGGAAGUCUGCGCAUGAACGUCGAUCCGUUCGGAUCCUACUCGGACGACCAAGUAUGGAAAGCCCUCGAACUGUCUCAUCUGAAGACGUUCGUAAAAGGGCUGCCAGCCGGGCUGGAGCACGAAGUGGCUGAAAACGGAGAAAAUCUCUCCGUGGGUCAACGCCAACUGAUCUGCUUGGCUCGAGCGGUUCUCCGGAAAACGAAGGUACUGAUUUUGGACGAAGCAACCGCUGCGGUUGACUUGGAAACGGAUGACUUGAUUCAGGUAACAUUUGAAACUCAUUCAAACAAAUUCGUCAGAACUUAUCUCUCUCCUAUCGUCAUAUUACAGAAAACAAUCCGCACGGAGUUUGCCGACUGUACAAUACUGACGAUUGCUCACCGUCUCAAUACCAUUAUCGAUUCCGAUAAGGUAUUGGUGUUAGAUAAGGGUCUCGUGGCUGAAUGUGAUUCUCCGCAGAAUUUGCUCGCCGAUAGGAGUACUAUUUUCUACAGCAUGGCGAAGAAUGCGGGUAUUGUUAGCUAGUGAGCGUUUAUGUUGAUGUUGUGGGUGUAGUAAUAAUGAUUGAUAUUUUAUAUUGCUAAA